AAUGUUUGAUCCCUUCAACCGGAUGUCAUUGGAACGAGUUAGAAAUGGCGGAUAUUACAAGAUGUGAUUUGUCGAAAGUAAAGAGAGAAUUGAUCAUAGCACACAGGGAAUGCGCUCAGCGGCGUGUACUCAAUGGUGCUAAAUGGGCUGCAGAGUUAUCCCAUGCUCUGGAAGUGUCAGUGGAUGUGCAGUCAUUGCAAGGGGCAGAUCAUCCGGACCACUGGGCAGAGUAUGACAAGUACACACUGGCCACCACAUACUUCGACCUGAAGGAGUAUGACCGAGCUGCCCUCGCCGUGGAGCAGUGUACCAGUCCCAAGGCUUACUUCAUCCACAUGUACGCCAGAUACCUGGCUGAUGAGAAGAGAAAGAUAGACAAUGCAUCCGACUCUAUAGGUCCGUCGGAGUCAGUGGACAAUGAGAAUCUGAAGGUGUUGAAAACUGACCUCAGCAAGAAGAAUGUGAACAAGGAACUGGAUGGGUUUGGUUUAUAUCUGUAUGGGAUAGUCUUAAGAAAGCUAGAUUUGCAGAAGGAGGCAAUGAAUAUCUUUGUGGAGGCUGUCAACAAGGAACCAUUACACUGGGGGGCGUGGCAGGAGCUAGCCAUGCUCAUCACAGACCGGGAGACGCUGUCGUCACUGAGCCUACCAGACCACUGGGUAAGACAGCUGUUUAUGGCACAUGCCUAUCUGGAGCUGCAGCUGAAUGAGGAGGGUCUAGCGAUCUACCAGACCUUCAUAGCCACUGGCUUCAGUAAGAGCAACUACAUCGUCUCACAGAUUGCUGUGGCCUAUCACAAUAUGAGAGAUGUGGACCAGGCUGUGACGGCCUUCACGGAGCUGCAGAAGAUGGACCCCUACAGAGUGGAGAACAUGGACAUCUUCUCCAACCUGCUCUAUGUGAAGGACAUGCAAGCAGAGUUGGCCAACCUGGCACACAAGUGUACAGAGAUUGACAAAUACAGGGUGGAGACAUGCUGUGUUGUAGGAAACUAUUAUUCCCUCCGUUCCCAGCGGGAGAAAUCAAUACUCUACUUCCAACGAGCCCUGAAGCUGAACCCGCACUAUCUCUCAGCCUGGACUCUGAUUGGUCACGAGUUCAUGGAGAUGAAAAAUACAUCAGCAGCUAUACAGGCGUAUAGACAAGCCAUAGAGGUGAACAACCGUGACUAUCGAGCCUGGUACGGUCUAGGUCAGACCUACGAGAUACUCAAGAUGCCGUCCUACUCCCUGUAUUAUCACAGACAAGCCCAACAGCUCAGACCGAAUGACUCGCGGAUGGUUGUAGCCCUGGGUGAAUGUUACGAGAAGCUGGACCGUCUCCAGGAGGCCAAGAAGUGUUUCUGGAAGGCCAACAGCAUUGGGGACGUGGAGGGCAUGGCACUCAUCAAGCUGGCAAAACUGUACGAGAAGUUGAAUGAAGAACACCAGGCUGCCGCUGCCUAUAAUGAAUAUGUGUCGCAGGCCGAGAGGCAAGGGAUCAACAACACAGAGGAACUCGGCCCUGCCUUCAAGUACCUGUCCAACUACUAUGUGAAGACAGCUCAGCUGGACGAAGCCUAUAUCACUGCACAGAAGUGUGUAGAAUUCACAGAGCAACGGGAGGAAGCGAAGGCGUUACUCAAGCAGAUCCAGGAGCUGCGCAAUCUGAAGCAUGGCGCCACCACCGCCCAAAUGGAUGACAGCUUCACCUCCAUCUUCCCCGACCAGUUUCAGAGGAACGAAUUUAACCCACUGGGCAGACUCUCUCCUGUGAAUCUACGAUUCACACCCUGAACAUAUGUGUUGAAAAAUGGACAGAAUGUGAGGAGUUUGUUCCAGUCACGGAAGAGAAGAGUAUCUCCUGGGGAGACAACUCUUGCAUGUGCACAGUGGUCGAUAAAGGGACCUCUUAGAAACAGGAGCCAGGAAAAAGGGAUGGUGGAGAUUGUUUUACAUUCAGUUUGGAAUAUUUCAACAACAAAGGACAUUUCAUUUAAGAUCAUCUGAACAAUGUUAUUUUUUUGUCACUUUCUUCUUUCCAUACAAACAAGAACAUUGGCAUUUGUCGGACCAGGUUUGAGUAAUCAUGGCAGUUCUACAUAUAAUUUCAAUGUAGGUUUGUAACGGUUAACCAAACAUUCAGUACAUCGCGAUAUUCUCUGCCACGAUACAAGUAUAAGGUAUAUAGGGUUUCUCACGCACCUGUGGAUGAGAAACCCAUUUGAGAUAACUACAGUGAUCCCUCGCUACAACGCUACCUUCGGGGUCCAAAUAAUUGAAGAGCGUUUUUGAUGAUCAGCGGUUUAAUCAAGGUUGAGUCGUAGGUGGUAGAUGACCAACAAGACAGUACACAUGCUCUGCCUACCUCACACGAUCUACGUUGCACGUUUCAGAGUUUAAAUAAAGAUUAGAAUAGAAGUUGUUAAACUUGAGUAAAUUUUGGGAGCCAUGCUUUACCGCCCGCUAUACCUGAGUUAGCGCCAUAAUGAAGAGCACAAUAGCCAGGGAACACUGUAGUAUCAAACAUUUGAGAUAAAAUUCCAGGUCUGUAAUUAGCUACGCCAUGUUGAUGACUUAAGGUCAGAUAAUGACGGACUGCUUUCCUGAUUGCAAUUUAUUGAUAAUUUUUGUCAUGCUUCUGUUAAAUUGAACUGCACAUGUAUGUCUGUCGAAGCUUUAUGGGUUUGAGUGUUUAAUGAUAUUAGUGUUCUUGAUCUUAUCUCAUUUGCAUUAUCACCUUGGUAAUCAACAGAUAUAGCUGAAUUUUAUGAAGGGUCACACUGGAGAAAGUUGUGAGUAGACGGCCAUAUGAUGUCACUCAUGACCAUUGUUAUGUAUUAAUGAGCCACUGCUAUAAAUAGACUAGAUAAAUUAUGCAUCGAUUGCAUGCCAAAAUGGUGCAAAUAAGGGAGUGUAAGAAACAUUACUGCAUUGGGCCGGUCAUAUACCAUCUAUCUUACAAGUUAUAGUUUCAAAACCAGCGAAAGCAAGUUUGUUACUUUUUGAAACAACUUGUAAGAUAUAUGGUAUCUGACUGACAAUCUCCAUAGAUCAUGUAUCCAUACAGUGUGAUAGAUAAAUAUAUGAGGGUGACUUGUAAAAUGAAGAUAAGUACUGUUUGGACUGUGCAAUACUCCUGUGUGAAAGAAGUGGGAAGAUGUGUGUUGGUAAAGCACCAGUUCAUGUUGAAAAACUGAUGAAAUGAUGUUGGGCUCAUGUACGAGAAUCUUGUUCUUGUAAUACUGUUAUGUUUUAUGUGUAAUAAACAUAAACAAAUGAAGAA
Messenger RNA from Haliotis rufescens (red abalone), 3264 nucleotides. Its product is annotated as cell division cycle protein 23 homolog. Lineage: Eukaryota; Metazoa; Mollusca; Gastropoda; Lepetellida; Haliotidae. Gene Ontology annotation, molecular function: protein binding. Gene Ontology annotation, biological process: cell division. The coding region runs from base 45 to 1775 and encodes 576 amino acids. The transcript is spliced from 14 exons. Gene Ontology annotation, cellular component: anaphase-promoting complex. The record is from RefSeq and is a predicted model, not a curated record.